AUUCCCCUUCAGCUUCCACACUGCACCAGAACAGGUGAACUACAAACUUUUCACACACCCACAGAGAUUGUUGCUCUCCGCGGGAGAACCGGGCGGCACCUCCCAUCGCCUGUACGGCAGAGCCGUUAUCAGGGACCCGUUUACUACCGGGCCGCCUUCCCUCGGGGCACAGCCGGCCUUGGGGCAGGAACCUCCGGGUCCAGGGAGCUCCGAGGCCGCCUGGCGAGGAGGCGGAGGCCGGGGAGGCGCCGUGGGCCGGCCGGGCGCGGCCUCCUCCCGCCCUCGGCUUCUUCAGCCCCGCGGCGGCUCGGCGGCGGCAGCCAUGGGGGCGGCGGAGGCUCGACGGCGGCGCUGGGGGGUGCCGGUGCUGCUGGUGGCCUAUGUGGGCUACGUGGGGCUGGGGGCCGGCGUACUGCAGGCCCUGGAGAGGCCGGCCGAGGUGCAGGCGGCCCGGCGGCUCCUCCAGCAGCACUGGGAGCUGCUCGCUAACCACACCUGCCUGCGGGGAGCCGCCCUGCAGCGCCUCAUCCAGGGUAUCAUCGAGGCCUACAAGAGCGGUGUAACCCUCCAGGGAAACACCACCAGCCUGGGCAGAUGGGACUUCAGCGGGUCUUUCUUCUUCUCCAUCUCUGCAAUAACCACCAUUGGCUAUGGGAACCUAAGCCCCAGCACUGUGGCUGGCCGAAUCUUCUGCAUCUUGUUUGCGCUGUUUGGGAUCCCCUUGAACCUUGUCCUCCUGAAUGAAAUCGGGCAGGUGAUGUUGUUGGGGGUUCAGCGCUGUGCCCAUCGCCUGGAGGAGAUGUUUCACUGGAAGAUAAAAGCUGCCCUGCUGAUGAAGACCUGUGCACUAGUAUCUGGGUUGUUAUUGUUCCUCCUGCUACCUCCGUUGUUGUUCUCUGACAAAGAAGGCUGGACUUAUGAAGAGGGUUUCUACUAUUCCUUCAUUACUCUCAGCACUAUUGGGUUUGGAGAUUAUGUGAUUGGGAUGAACCCAGACCGCACCUAUCCAGCCUGGUACAAGAAUGUAAUCUCUCUUUGGAUCCUCUUUGGGAUGGCCUGGCUAGCACUGGUUAUCAAAUUUUGCAUCAACUUACUGGAGAGCUCCAGUGACUUCUGUCAGUGUAACAAGAAGAGUACAGAGUUGGCCGAAGACUUAAUGGAUGAUGGCAAAAACAGUAUGACAGGACUUCAUGAUGUGGAGAGCUGCAAUGAGAAAGACACAGAAACAAAAGGACCAGAUGAAUGUCACAUCCACACAGCUCCUGCAGAAGCACUUUAGAGAAGAAGCAUACUAUUGGUGUCUCUUAUAUUUCAGUGCACCAGAGAUCACUGCUUAGAAAUGUGGGAAUGGAGCUGACCUGAUGUUCACACGGGGAUGUAAACCUGUUUGUUGAGUCUGAAAUGCUUCUAUUCUGAAUUGAACAAUGGUAACAAAAUAUUUCUUUUACAGCACCACCAAGACAGGUGGUAAUAGCACAGGACUGUUAACCAAAAGUAGGUUUACAUAGAUAAUACCUACCCUCCCAUCUCAAUAUAUGAGGUAAAUUUUGACAUCUGUACCCAGCACUACCCCUUGUCCUUUUCUUUGUGUGCAAAGUUCUUGAAGCCUCCAAUUGUAUGUAGGGCAUUUUGCAAAUACCUCAACUGGAAAAGGAAGUGUCAUUUAAUACAGGAAGGAAAUGUUAUGUUGCCAAAAGGCACAGUGAAGAAUCUUAUUUUAAAGAACCUGGCAGUGACUGCAAGUGUGCUUCAUCACCUAUGUGCUUGUGCUUGCCAAAGGUGGUAAUGUGUUUCU
Molecule: messenger RNA, 1795 nt
Organism: Cygnus olor (mute swan)
Lineage: Eukaryota; Metazoa; Chordata; Aves; Anseriformes; Anatidae
Gene: KCNK17
Product: potassium two pore domain channel subfamily K member 17
Exons: 5
Coding region: 323-1279 (318 amino acids)
Biological process (GO): stabilization of membrane potential; potassium ion transmembrane transport
Cellular component (GO): membrane
Molecular function (GO): potassium ion leak channel activity
Source: RefSeq, a predicted model, not a curated record